This is a messenger RNA of Galendromus occidentalis (western predatory mite), 1126 nucleotides long. It is a transcript of the gene OstDelta, whose product is annotated as oligosaccharide transferase delta subunit. The record is from RefSeq and is a predicted model, not a curated record. Gene Ontology annotation, biological process: protein N-linked glycosylation. Bases 59 to 901 code for a protein of 280 amino acids. NCBI's taxonomy places the organism in Eukaryota, Metazoa, Arthropoda, Arachnida, Mesostigmata, Phytoseiidae. The transcript has a single exon. Gene Ontology annotation, cellular component: oligosaccharyltransferase complex; membrane.
CCAUGUUUGUUUGUGCCGGUGUGUGAUUCGAUCGCAAAUCUGACUGCGUGGAAUCAACAUGAAGCGAUUGUUUCACUUUCUACUCGUUCUUGGUCUGGCCAGCAUCCCAAGCUGUACAGGUCAAGCCUCGCAGAAGUCCCCUCUGAAGGAGAUCACCGUCGCUGAGCUCAAGUUACGAGCCAUCGAUGAAGUCAAUGCCGCCGACUGGUCUUCGGGAUUCGAGAGUGUAACUUAUCCCAACAAAGCUAGUCCUCUGACCAUCACCGACGACCAGCGAUUCCAGAUGAGCUUCGCGAUCCGAGACUCCGACAGAGUAGAUCAGCAGCCGCAUCAAGUUUUCGUGCGGAUCGCAUCAGCAACCAAAGAGCUUAUACUAGUUCCCUUCGUCGACAGUCUGAAGUUCUUUAAGCUGGACUUCGAUCUCAAGAGUAAAGCAGGACAGCUCGACAACGCUUCUGGUCGCUAUGAAGUCUCGCUGAUUGUAGGCGACGCAAAAGUGAAGCCUAUUCUUUGGACAAUCGCUAACGUCCACCUGAAGUUCAAUGGAGAACCGAUUCGAAUUCCGGAUUACUACGAGCAGAAGCCGGAGAUCGUUCACAUGUUCCGUGAGCCGGAAAAACGCCCUCACGUCUUCGUCUCGAACGUUUUCUCGCUGGCGGUCGUAUUGCUGUUCGUCGUGAUGCUCCUGCUCUGGACUCGAGUCGGCAUCUCCUUCGGGAAUGUCACCGCAUCAUCGCUACUAUUCCAAGCGUCUCUCGCAGUCAUCCUCUACAUUGAAUAUUUGUUCUACCUCGGUAACGAUAUGUUCACCACGUUACGAUACCUCACCUGGGCAGCACCGUUCGCGCUGUUUUUCGGUAGGAGAAUGCUAGCUCAUCUCGCGAAAAUUGAGGAACAAUGAACAUGGUAUUCAAGGCAGAGAGUGAUUUCGGUCGUGAGGACUGUGGACCAGAGUCAACAGAGCUGUAAAGAUUUUGUUAAAUAAGACACUUUUAUUCAAACUCGAAGCGAGAAUGGUAAAUUCGCCGAAUUCCUAGAAUUCUAUAUUUAUGUCAGCGUGGAGGGUGGAGUGUGAUGAAUGUUAUGCCGGGGUGAAAACUUGGAAUAAAUAUAUCAUCCAUCUGAA